Molecule: messenger RNA, 4099 nt
Organism: Polyodon spathula (Mississippi paddlefish)
Lineage: Eukaryota; Metazoa; Chordata; Actinopteri; Acipenseriformes; Polyodontidae
Product: BICD family-like cargo adapter 1
Exons: 10
Coding region: 234-1784 (516 amino acids)
Biological process (GO): Golgi to secretory granule transport; vesicle transport along microtubule
Source: RefSeq, a predicted model, not a curated record
CAAGACCUGCCCCUUUUUCAAUUCAUCAGACACAUACAGACGCGAAGUCACAGUCAACUACAAAACUCGUACAAGAGUGGUAUUAUUUCAAAGCUGUUUGUUUCAUACUACUUAAAAAAUAAAUCAAGUACCAUUUAGCUGUAGUUUCAGGGAAAUAAUAUUUUGUAUUUAUUUAUUUACAGUACCACACUAAAGUUUUCUGAUACUGUUUCAUUUAAAUAGUUUUGAAAGGCAUGGACCGAGGAGAGGUUUAUGGGUUAAAGUCCCAGAUGGGGAUGAUGGAAGAGGAGUUCUAUUCGUGUGACUUGGACGCUGAAGAUCUGUUUGGGGACGUCGAUCCCAACGAGCUUCUCGCUAGCCUGAAACAGAAAGAACAAGAGCUGAUUCUGGCAGCGCAGCUGGGCUCUGCACUUCUGUCAGAAAACAGGCAUUUAAAAGAGCAGAACAACAAACUGCGCGAAGAAUAUAGCGACAGGCUUGAGGAGCUGGAACAGGGGAAGCACACACUGCAGGUCAAGUUUAAGGCACAGCAGGCAGAGUGGGAGAGCCAGGUGUGCGAGCUGGAGAAGGAUGUGAAGGAGCUGAACAGACAGGUGGAGAGGCUGAGCGAGAGCCUGGACCAAGCGAAGAAGGACAAGAGCCGGAGCGUACAGGACUGCAGUGAGCAGAACCAGAGACUGAUGGAAGAACUCAACAAGGCGGUGCAGGCCGAGAGGAGCCUCACAGCUGAGCUGCAAACCCUGAAGAACGAGUUCCAGAAGAAGAACCGCUCCCUGGACCAGGAGGAGACUGUGCUCCACAUGCUGAAGGAGGAGGUGAUUUUGCUGUCCAAGCAGAAGCUAGCCCUGGAGCAGAGGAUUAAUACUGUGAGUCUGGAGGAUGAAGCUCUGCAAGGUAGUCCGAGUUCCCUAAGGGCACAGAUCACAGCACUGGAGAGCCGAAGCCAGGAGCAAGCCCUGCAGCUGCGAGAGUCUGCGCAGGAGCUGGAGGCAGCGCGGGAGGUGAGCAGGCAGCUGCAGCUGCAAGUGGAGGAGCUCCAGGAGGAGGUGUGUCUGCAGGACCACAGCCAGUCCCUGCACAACCUCUCCCUGCAGUCUGAGAUCGAGCAGAGCCUGGAGAACGAGAGCUGGGACCGCGAGAAGGAGCAGAUUGCCAGAGAAAUCCAUUGCAUUCGGGAGCAGCUCCAAACAGUGGUUGAUUUGGAGACGUCGGAGAGCCCAGCAGACCGUGUCUGCCAGUCUGCCAGCCUGCACAUAGCGCUGUCUCAGCUCAGCCAGCUAGCUCAGACACUGGCACGGACACACUCAUCCCAGGAACUGAAGCAGAGCGGUGUCUCUCAACAGCAGAAUCCUCGUGAGAACCAGGGUUUAAUACAGGAGCUGCACUCUCAGAACGACCAGCUCAGAAAAGAGAAUUCGGAGCUGAAAGAACGUCUGGAGACAAACCAAGCCGAAAGGCAAUUGCAACAAGCCAUUCGGGACAGGGAUGAAGCCAUUACAAAGAAGAAUGCCAUGGAGUCAGAACUGCUUAAGAGCAGGAAUGACAUGAUGUUGCUGAACAAUCAGCUGCUGGGAGCGAUCCAGCGCAAGUUAGAGCUGUCCCAGGAGCUGGAGGCCUGGCAGGACGACAUUCAGAUGGUGAUCAGCCAGCAGCUCAAGAGCCAGCAGCAGCGUGACGAGAGGAAACAGCAGCCAGCCAACAGCGCCGCCCCGCUGGCUUUCCUGCGCCGGACCAGCAGACUCAACACUGACAAGAAGAGUUUCUUCUCUCUCUUCAGGACCUGAGCCCCCAGUCCCGACCCGACCCAACCCGGGGAACGAGGGGCGAACCCACAGAGACUGAGUUAACCUUCUGGACAACAAGGGAGGGGUCAGCCUAGGCCCAGACGAGACACAACUGCAGUGAUGCAUUCUGGGAAGUACUACGCCAAUAAGUCAUUGACCGUUUCUAAUAUGAAGGGCUAGCAGUGUGUCAGUACUGCUCCGGCAAAACUGGCAAUUAAGAAGAACCAAAACCUUGAAAUGUUUGACAUCAGAUUACCCAACAUUUUUAAACUCACCGAUUUCCAAUUACUGGUGACCAGUUCAUAGUAGUGGUUCAUGUAUUUAUUACCUUUAUUAAUGAUCUGCUGAAAAAUGAUACAGCUUUCAUUAAGCUAGAAAAGAUUUUUAAAUUUUUAUUUUUUUUUUUACAGCAGAUUUACGUGCAGUGUUUGACUUAUGUUCAUGCAAGUUGCUAACGACAAUGGAAAACUACAGCAAUAUUCCAGAUCAUUAAGCUAACAACAGGACAUAUUCUGUUUUAAAGUGUGUAUAUAUUUUUUUAUAUUAAAUCGGUGGUUACAUGUUAUUUAAUAUGUAAAUAUAAAGUUAAAAGAAACAUAAUGCUGUGUAAAGGUGCACUGUAAGAACAGGGUUUUUUUUUCUGUUCUGGCUGUAGCUAUAAUAAAGAUCAGUACAGAAGACUUGCUGUAACUGUUACUGCCAUCUGCAAAGCAAUCAGAUCCAGCUGCAGAAGCUUAGUGUCAAUUAUUAUUGUUCUUCCUUUCAUGUGCAAGAAACAGGGACCAAUGUGACGUGCAGAAGACUCACAGUAACUGUUACAAUCGGCUUCAAUGUGACGUGCAGAAGACUCACUGUAACUGUUACAAUCAGCUUCAAUGUGACGUGCAGAAGACUCACUGUAACUGUUACAAUCGGCUUCAAUGUGACGUGCAGAAGACUCACUGUAACUGUUACAAUCAGCUUCAAUGUGACAUGCAGAAGACUCACUGUAACUGUUACAAUCAGCUUCAAUGUGACGUGCAGAAGACUCACUGUAACUGUUACAAUCGGCUUCAAUGUGACAUGCAGAAGACUCACUGUAACUGUUACAAUCAGCUUCACUGUGACGUGCAGAAGACUUACUGUAACUGUUACAAUCGGCUUCAAUGUGACGUGCAGAAGACUCACUGUAACUGUUACAAUCGGCUUCAAUGUGACGUGCAGAAGACUCACUGUAACUGUUACAAUCGGCUUCAAUGUGACGUGCAGAAGACUCACUGUAACUGUUACAAUCGGCUUCAAUGUGACGUGCAGAAGACUCACUGUAACUGUUACAAUCAGCUUCAAUGUGACGUGCAGAAGACUCACUGUAACUGUUACAAUCGGCUUCAAUGUGACGUGCAGAAGACUCACUGUAACUGUUACAAUCAGCUUCAAUGUGACGUGCAGAAGACUCACUGUAACUGUUACAAUCGGCUUCAAUGUGACGUGCAGAAGACUCACUGUAACUGUUACAAUCGGCUUCAAUGUGACAUGCAGAAGACUCACUGUAACUGUUACAAUCGGCUUCAAUGUGACAUGCAGAAGACUCACUGUAACUGUUACAAUCAGCUUCACUGUGACGUGCAGAAGACUUACUGUAACUGUUACAAUCGGCUUCAAUGUGACAUGCAGAAGACUCACUGUAACUGUUACAAUCAGCUUCAAUGUGACGUGCAGAAGACUCACUGUAACUGUUACAAUCGGCUUCAAUGUGACAUGCAGAAGACUCACUGUAACUGUUACAAUCAGCUUCACUGUGACGUGCAGAAGACUUACUGUAACUGUUACAAUCGGCUUCAAUGUGACGUGCAGAAGACUCACUGUAACUGUUACAAUCAGCUUCAAUGUGACGUGCAGAAGACUCACUGUAACUGUUACAAUCGGCUUCAAUGUGACAUGCAGAAGACUCACUGUAACUGUUACAAUCAGCUUCACUGUGACGUGCAGAAGACUUACUGUAACUGUUACAAUCGGCUUCAAUGUGACAUGCAGAAGACUCACUGUAACUGUUACAAUCAGCUUCACUGUGACAUGCAGAAGACUCACUGUAACUGUUACAAUCAGCUUCAAUGUGACGUGCAGAAGACUCACUGUAACUGUUACGAUCGGCUUCACUGUGACGUGCAGAAGACUUACUGUAACUUACAAUCAGCUUCAAUGUGAAGUACAGUUGUGGAACAUGCCAAAUAUUUUGGUGUAUAACAGUAUAUUGAGCUUUGUGUCAAUGCGUUUUUUUCAGUUUGACAGAUUGUUCUGGGUGCUUAGUCACAAAUUAUAAACAUUUGUAAAUUCUG